UUACAUGUAAGGGGAAUUCCCGCAGCCGCACUGAACAUUGAUCUCAACGAAAUGCACGAUAAAAAGACGAGUCUCGACAUGAGUUUCAAUACGAUAAGGGAUAUCAGCCAGAUUACGGUUGCAUAAAUCUAGCUCUGAACAGGCCUACUCAAAGACAUGAAAGUGGUUUUAUUUUGUCUCAUCACCCUACCGCUGACAAUGGUAGUGGUGUGCUGUGCUUCAAUUUCAACUGUGGAUGUGACAAAUGACAUAGUGGAACAGUGGAAGAGUGGCAAUGACAAAGGACAGGAGCAGAGGGAUCAACCUUUAAUGGAGAGGUAUCUGUCGGUUGGUCGUCGGCGAAAGAAAAGAAACGGUGAUAUCACACACUCAUACAAAGACGCCCUCUUUACCAGCCCCAAAACGGCAUACUUCCAGAAGAACCAAACGCAAUACCUGCGAUGUCCAACUUGGCGACUUGGGGAAAGACUAAGCUCAGUCUUCUGGUACAGGAGACCAACCCUUGUAGCUAAGUUCUCAGCACCGAAUGAACCGGGGAAAAACUUCACAGCUGAACGGUACCAGUUGAUGGAUGAUCAAUCGGGCCUCAUCAUUUACAACGUUACUGAUGACGAUGGAGGACUUUACGAUUGCCGAGUCGUACCAACAGCUACGAAGAGAGAAAGGCAGGGCCUGGUUAAUGUCGAGAUCCUCGACUCUACAUUUCCAGCAGAUGCCGUUACCAUGGACUCAAUAAACAUGGCGUUGUUGUCACAGAACGUCGACCGACAAAAUGGCGGUCGAAUCAAAUGUCCCCAUUCAACCACAGAUGCCUCCGCAACCUACUGGUCCCUUGAUAAAGGAGAAGGAGUCGAUACUGAUAUAAUUGGUGCCGAAUACUCGAAUGAAGACACCUUGGUACUUGAUAAAUAUAAAGGUGACUACCAGAUCGUGAAUGGCGGAGACUUGCAGAUACUGUCAUUACAGCUUCCUCACCGUCGAUUUUGGUGUCAUCGUUUUCUUAACGGCCUGGCAGUAGGACACGUUGACGUCACUGGAGUAGUCUCCACAAAUAAUCAAGACCGGCCGAUUAUAACCGGCUGUGAACCGCUGCCUGGAGAUGGAUGUCAAGUGAACUUUAACCCUGAUAAUGAUCUUCAACUCAAAUGCAGCGUACUCAAUGUCUACCCCAAGAUAACCUUGCAUUGGCAAGACGUCUCUACGUGCGAUAUAAACUUUAAGGAGGAGUCUUUGGAGAGUUUUGAUGAUGAUGCCAAGACGUUCAACCAGUACCAGCAGCUCACCGUCAAAGCAGGGAGCUUCUCUGAUGAUUGCCUGCCGAAGUUUGUUUGUAAUGCGAUCGGUGCAGCCAUCCCACUUCAACCUUUCGGUGCAGAGGUCGCUCUACAAGUUGUAUCAGGUGCGACAUGGAUCAUCUUUAUCUUGUUAUUUUUUUUCGCAGUAGGUCUGUCUUUGAUUAUCAUGCUUAUUUUAGUAAUAAGGAGACGUAACUUUCUUAGAAAGAUCGUGAGAUCUCCAAACGUCGAAGCUUAUACAGUGGAGUCUGAUGACUCAAAAUGCCAAUCACCUACAUUUACCGAAAAGACUGAGAUCGAGGUUGAGAUCGAACCAGAAGACAAAGGAUGCUACUUUGUAACACUUCAAGACGAGAGGCAAACUAUUAAAGACAAAGCAUCACAAUCUGAAGGUAAAAAACUAGUCGAAAAUGAUGAAAGCCAAACGUUAAUGCCCCAAACAUCGCAAACUCAAGAACUGAAUCUAGACGAUCAUGUGACAGAACAUGUUGAGAUCCACCCGUCAGGUUCUAGUAGUUUCUCCCCCCGUCGAAUGCUAAUCCAAGCCCAAAAUAUUGUUGUUAACAUUCACAAUCAUGUCAUUAAUAAAACACCCACAAAGCGGAAUCGAAGAAAACCAAAGCAGAAGAAAGACGGAAAGGGGGGCGCAUCCUAUCAAACAAUUUCCGUGGAAGCUGUUCCAGAGUCAUCUCCAUCUGAUCAACAUAACUUGGAAGUUGAGAUGCACGAGAACUCACUUACAAGUCCACGGCAAUUAAACAUGGCGGAUUCAACACUUCAAGAAGGGUACGAAGCUGAUGAGUCAAAUCUUCAAGACGUUUCUGUUAUUCAGGAGACUCCGGAUACUCGUGAUGACCCUCAAGAGCAUUCCGAUCAACAGACGUCCCCCAAAGAGGUUACUUGUGAACCUCUGCAGAAAGUAGAACCCCAUCACAACAUAAAUGAAGCUAAUUCUGAGCCUCAUCUGACCGAAGAUAAUGCGAACCUUCAAAGAGAGGAUCCUCCAGAGAUAUCAGUUACUGAAGAUGAAGCUGCUUGCCCAACAGAUGCAUUUAAUGGAGCAUCAUCUGAAAUACAGACAAGCACAGCCUCGGAUAACACAUCUUCACAGAAACAAAAUGACGUAAUACAAGACGAGAACCAACAGAGCAAAGCACCUGAGCAAUCACCAGCUGGCUAUGGAAAGAUCGCUCCGAAACGUAAAAAAACUCAUGGAAAGACGCCUUAUCAAAAGUCAAAGAAUGUUCAAAGUGAGAUCAAAGAUUCUUUGAAACCAAAAGGAGUGGUCAAUCAAGCUGCGGGAAAUUCUAAGCAUACAACGGGAAGAGAUACUGGCAACGUAACUGAUGAAGAAACAGAGCUUCGAUUAACUCCAGAUUCCGGUUAUUCGGGCAGUGCACAUUGUGGUCCUGAUGGUAAUGAUGAUGCUGUUGCUCCUGAAGAAAGCUCCGAAGAACAAUCUGCUAAGCCACAAGUCCCCCAACCCGCUCUUAAUAACGACUUCAAUACUGAGUCAAGUCCUACAGAUCCACUCCUCGAUCCAACUGUCAAUCCAAACUCCGAAGAUGUUCAACAUCCACAUAAAAAGAUCCAACUCAACAACCUGAACCAAUCAUGAAACAGCCGUCACCUCAUCCCAAUCCUUUUCCAAACGUUACCCCUCAAGAACCCUCUAGUGACAACCCGUCUCAGAAAGAACAAGACGCUCCUCCUCUUUCAUUACCUUACAACGCCCAGAUUCAAAGUGACCCAUAUUACCCUUCCCCGGGUUCGAACACGAUAACUCGCUGGCUUGAUGACACACCCAAAGCUGGCAUCCCUGAACCAUCGCUCCAAACAAGCCCUCAAGCUCCUCUUGCAGACCAAGAUGAUGCACCAAAAACUGGCAUCCCUGGAUCAACGCUUCCAAGUCCCCAAGCUGACCAAGACGGUCAUGUUCGCGCCCAAAGACCGGUAGUCUCUCCCCAAUCUGACUACUGUGAACCAUCUCCUGGUGUUGGUCCAGAAUCAAAUGGAAGCAGAUACCCAGAUCGCUUUUCAAGCGACGAUGAAUCCAUGGUUUCCGAAAGCGGUAAUGAGGUAGCGGAUGACACGCCGCAUAAUGGCGUCAGUGAUGACGUAGGUUACGAUCAGCAGCACGAAACGCCCUCAGUGGAGAUGGAUGAAGGAACUGCUGAUGACAUUUCACAGGCUUCUCCUCCAGAUAUAGAAAUGAAAGAAGACGAAAUUGUUGAACGUCCAAAACGUGACCCCAAGGAGCGACAGUCAAAGACCAAGGUUUUGCUGAGCAAACAAAACCCUCUUAAAACUGGCAAGUUGUUUGAAAUGUUUUGUAC
Messenger RNA from Asterias rubens (European starfish), 3631 nucleotides. RefSeq lists its product as uncharacterized. The record is from RefSeq and is a predicted model, not a curated record. The transcript has 13 exons. The coding region runs from base 157 to 2913 and encodes 918 amino acids. Lineage: Eukaryota; Metazoa; Echinodermata; Asteroidea; Forcipulatida; Asteriidae.